This is a messenger RNA of Penicillium coprophilum, 1836 nucleotides long. RefSeq names its product amidase. Gene Ontology annotation, molecular function: catalytic activity. Lineage: Eukaryota; Fungi; Ascomycota; Eurotiomycetes; Eurotiales; Aspergillaceae. The record is from RefSeq and is a predicted model, not a curated record. The transcript has 3 exons. The coding region runs from base 1 to 1836 and encodes 611 amino acids.
AUGCCCUCAAAUGAACAAUCUUUCUUGAAUUAUCCUCCAGCACAUGAGGGCCCCAACGUGCCGUAUAAGUAUGAAGACCAGGUCCUACCGAUUUUCCGCGGCACUCCCCUAGCUAUCGGCGCUACAUUAAUUCAUAAUAUUGGAUUUAUCCAAAGACAUUUCUGGAGCAAUGCUGGCUUCGGUGUCAUUCGUGAAAUUCCCCAUCUGGGCCAGUACGCCGGCCGCUACGAUCCAACGGUCAUCCCGGUCGACAAUACCAACCAGGCCGAGUCAGCAACGAAAGUCGCGUCUGCUAUUGUGGAGCGCAGAAAGGGAGACCAGGGGUAUUAUACUUCAGCCGACUACCACGCGCUUUACUCAUCGGGGGAGUUGACUCCGAUAGCUGUCAUCGAGACGCUAUUGCCUCUAAUCCGACGUGAUACCCAGCCGCCCGGCAAACACUCAACAGCGUUUCUCGAAUCCCAAGCCGAGUUGAUUCGUGCAGCAGCGGAAGAAUCUACGGAGCGAUACAAGAGGGGCCAGUCAUUGGGGCCACUCGAUGGCGUGCCAGUCGCAGUGAAAGAUGAGGUACAUCUCACAGGGUAUAAGCGCACGCUGGGCUCGAAGCUAGAUUUCAAACACGGUACGGAUGCGACUUCGUGGUGUGUGAAGCAAUGGCUGGAUGCCGGAGCUAUAAUCAUCGGAAAAACUUCCAUGCAUGAGCUCGGACUGGACACAAACAACAACAAUCCCAACUAUGGAACACCUAGAAACCCCCAUAAUAAGGAGUAUUAUUGUGGCGGUUCCUCCGGCGGCUCUGGAUACGCCGUCGGAGCGGGCCUUGUACCCAUUGCGCUUGGCGCAGACGGGGGAGGCUCAAUUCGUAUCCCGUCAUCAUUCUGCGGUAUCUGGGGCCUAAAGCCUUCGCAUGGCCGUGUAUCUGCCGCACCAUCCCAAAGCCUCGCGCCCACUGUUGGCGUUAUCGGGCCUAUGGCUGCCAGUAUCGAUGACCUCGCCCUCGCCUAUCGUAUCAUGGCCACUCCAGCGCCAGCUUCAGAAGACCCUAUUUCUUCGCAAUUCCCCUAUCCCGCUCCCUUGGAUCCUAAAACCGAGAGAACCAAGACGAUUGGGAUUGUCCGCGACUGGAUUGACCGCGCCGAGGGCCCUGUACGAGCUGUGUUCGAUCGCGCGCUCAACUACUACCGCGAGCAAGGCUACACUAUUAUCGAUAUUACAAUCCCCUACUUGCCGGAAAGCCAACGUGCCCACGCCCUGACUAUCAUGGCGGAGAUCGCAUCUGGCGUUGACGCAAGCAAGAUCCGGCAGCUCACAGCCCCGAACAAGGUACUUGUCUCUAUGGGAAUGUACCAGGUCACCGCACAGGACUUGCUCGCCUCCCAGCGGCUGCGCAAUCUUCUUAUGACACAUCUGGCGCACCUCUUCAAGACCCACCCUGGGCUACUCAUCGUCUCGCCCACAACGCCCAUCCCUGGAUGGCAUAUUGACGGCGGUCAGGCGGACUUGUCUCGUGGUUUGUCGGAUACCAAAUCUUCUGUGCGCAAUAUGGAAUAUGUUUGGCUUGCCAACUUUACUGGCUGUCCUGCCAUCAGUUGUCCUGCUGGUUAUACUCCCGAUGGCGGUGUGCCUAUUGGGGUGAUGGCGAUGAGCGAAUGGGGUAGCGAGGAAGAGCUGAUCGCCUUUGCUCGAGAUGGAGAGCCAAUCUUAGAUUUGCCUACCAGUUCUUUGCUCGAGGGAAACGGAAUGGCCUCAGCAAGUAAGGGCCUACGAACUCCUGCUGGUGAUUGCUCUGCAUGGGAAGAUAUCAUCUCGCAUGCCAAACAGAAUGUGUUGAACUAA